Messenger RNA from Calypte anna (Anna's hummingbird), 5669 nucleotides. RefSeq names its product forkhead box N2 (gene FOXN2). The record is from RefSeq and is a predicted model, not a curated record. Gene Ontology annotation, biological process: regulation of DNA-templated transcription. Gene Ontology annotation, molecular function: cis-regulatory region sequence-specific DNA binding; DNA-binding transcription factor activity. The transcript is spliced from 6 exons. Gene Ontology annotation, cellular component: nucleus. NCBI's taxonomy places the organism in Eukaryota, Metazoa, Chordata, Aves, Apodiformes, Trochilidae. Bases 145 to 1458 code for a protein of 437 amino acids.
GUUCCCGGUUGCCAUGGGGAGGAGGGGAGGGCGGUGCCGCCGCCACUGCGCAGGGAGCAGCUGCUCCCUGACACAUCCCCCCGCUGCCAUAUUGUGUCCGCGCUGCCGGCCGCACGGAUUCAUGACCGCGACCAAUAAAGCUAAAUGGGUCCAGUCACUGGAAUGACUCCGGAUAAGAAAGCUGAAACACCAGGAGCAGAAAAAGCUGCAGGACUGCAUCAGUGUCAUGGGAUGGGAAGCUUGCCCAAUGCAGGCAAUGCCAGCAGGCCUAAGGCCACUGUGGUUGACAGAGAUUCAGCAGACGACGAGCUCACAAAUUUGAACUGGCUACAUGAAAGUACUAAUCUGCUAACAAACUUCAGCCUUGGAAGUGAGGGUCUUCCCAUUGUUAGCCCCUUGUAUGACAUUGAGGGCGACAGUGUGCCAUCCUUCUCACCAUCCUGCUACCAGAACCCUGAAAAAAAAUCCUCCACAUCCAAACCCCCUUACUCUUUCAGCCUUCUCAUCUACAUGGCCAUCGAGCAUUCCCCCAACAAGAGCCUGCCAGUCAAAGAAAUCUACAGCUGGAUCCUGGAGCGCUUCCCAUACUUUGCCACAGCACCCACUGGCUGGAAGAACUCGGUCCGACACAACCUCUCCUUGAACAAGUGUUUCCGAAAGGUGGAGAGGAGCCAUGGCAAGGUGAAUGGAAAAGGUUCAUUAUGGUGUGUUGAUCCAGAGUAUAAACCUAAUCUUGUCCAAGCACUGAAAAAGCAGCCUUUUCCCUCAGCACUUGCAUUUUAUACUCCACCAGCAUCACCACCAAGAUCAGCAUCACCUCACUACCUGACUUCAGUUCUUCAGCAGACCCAUGGCCGAUCUCUCAAAGAAUCUGAUAUUGAUGCUGCUACUGCAAUGAUGCUGUUAAAUACUUCCAUUCAACAAGGAAUGUUGGACUGUGAGAAACCUCAACCUCUGAAGACGACAUCUAAGAAGAGGAGUUACGGCAGCGCCUUCAAUCCUCCCAGUUCCAUCAGUCUACAAGAAAAAGAUUCUGUGGCCACCAGUAUUGAUCCGAAGGAGGAUCACAACUACAGUGCCAGCAGCAUGGGUUCCCAGCGCUGUGCAUCAAGGUCCAGCAUGUCUUCCUUGUCCUCCCUUGACGAGGUGUAUGAAUUUAUCUCCAAGACCAGCCACGAUGGCAGCGAUGGCAGCGAAGGCUUCCACAGCGAAGUGGAUACAGACGUUGACUAUGAAGAUGAUCCUCUUGGAGACAGUGGCUAUGCAUCACAACCUUGUGUAGAUACCUCUGAGGAAAGUCAGCCUAGCGACAAAGUGUUCAAGGAGUUGUGUCAAGAAAUUGAUGAGGAGUUGAAAGAAGCAGCAGGGUCUCUGCUCCACCUUGCUGGAAUCCAAACGUGCUUGAGUUCCUUAAUAAGUACUGCAAAGACCCACUGUCACAAGCAAAGAAAAAAAUAGUAUGUUUCUCAGUGUUGAAUAUAUACAUAUAUUUUUUUUAAUUGUGGCAAUACUCUUCUACUCUUACCCUUCACAAGGGAGAUCAAAGCCAUAAGAGGACUCAUUGCUUUUUUAUUUUUGGCGCUACCUACAAUUUAGCCAUUUAUUUUUAAAUCACUGCCUAAAGAUAAAAAAAUAUUUAAUCUUCUCAAACUAGAAGAGUUGCAUGACUUGUGAAAACCCGAAAGCAUACUUCUUAAUUAUCACUUUUUUUUUUCUUUCCUUUUUAAUAGUUGAUUCAUUUUUUCCCAGAGAUACGCUCUUUCAGAUGUACAUUGUGGUUCAUAUUUACAUUUCUGCUGGCCCCAUCUGCAGAAUUGAAUUUUGCACAGUCUGAGGGCCAUGUAAAGGAAUUAAAAAGGAGGAGAAAAAAGAAAGAAAGGGGGGAAAAAAAAACCUUGGCCUUGGUUGCCUCCUCCCUCUCUUUGCUCUUCUGAGGCAGGUCCCAUGGAAAUGCUUUUGAAGUAGUUCCAAGUAGCUGCCUAUCAAACACAGUGGUCUAUCUGCCAAAGUGGCUGAAACUUGUAGCACUCUAGGAGCUGCUUUCAGCAAGAUGUAAAGUACUCCCAGAAAACAGGGGGCAAGGGGUAGCAGAAGUGGGUACCACUCACAGUUUUCUUUUUUUUCCCCCUGCUUUCCCCAAGUCUGCCGGUCAGAUUCCUAGAGGACAACAGUCAUGGGUGGGUGUUUUUUUUUCAUCUUAAGACAAAUUGUCCUUUUUUUUGAAAGGGAAGAGGGUGUCCUUUUCAUGCAGAUGCAACACGUGCACACACGCACCUUGGAUGCAGCCAACAGUGAAAGCUGUCACUUGCCAAGCUUGAUGUUGUCCUUGUGUUCCCACCACUGUUGAUGCAGAAUAGCUGUGCAGUCCUGCAACACUUCUGCUCCCUGACACCAAUUCAGCGGGUGAAAAGAGCCCAAGAGUUGGUGGUGGUGGCCAUAUGGACAAGGUGGAGGCUUCAGGUGGCCUUGGUGGUAAAGGGCUGCUGAAAAGCAAACAUCUUGCCCCCUAAUCUUACAGAAAAUAGAAUAGCUUCCUUUUUGAUUUGUGAACCCUGAAUUGCUUUGCAGGGGGUUUUACCCCUUUUCCCUCAAUGCUUGCUUGUUUUGGCCCGUGGGCUGUCCAUACCUUUUGUUUCCCAGAUCACUGUGCCUUGCACUGUGUGAGUGCUGUCAGCCUCCUGCUGCAUCCAGGGCAUCUCUUGAGCAAGGCAAGCCUUCAGUUUUAGAUGGAACAUUGUAGCUCAGGAGGACCUCUCUGUUAUGGGAAUAUACUCCUUCACAAUUCAUUCUUAAUAGUAAAAAGAAUCUCUUAUAGUUUCCAGACAUCUUUUGGCCAAAAAUGUUUUUGUGUUAUGCUAAGCUUUUUUUCCUGUUUUUCCUUUUUUAUUAUUCUUUUAAAAUCAGUGAUGAAUGCUUACAUCUUGUAGAUGAUCCUGCUUUUUUAAAAGUUUUCUGUUCACAAAUGGGUAAGCAUUUCUGUUGGAGUGGGCUUUAACAGUACUGUAAGCAUAAGUAUGCCUUAAGCAUGUUGCAGAACCGUAUACAGCUAUCAAAAGCUGUCUCUCCUCUUUCCAAAAGAUAGCAUAUGUGCCAUAAAUGUUCUCCCUAAUGUGUAAAACUAUUGCUUUCAGCAGGUGUUGGGCAAGCUGGUUGAAAUUUAAAAGCAGAGCCACCUAGGAAACCAGUGUCCACUGUUUUGGUCCUUGAAAACAGUUCUGGAUCAGCCAAAAGUUUAACCUUUCCCUAACAGGGUAUUUUUCUGGCUAUUUGGAGCCUUUCCUAGGCCAGUGUGUUGUUCUGAUUUUUUUGUUUUUUGGUUUUUUUUUCUUCUUGUUAGUCUCUUCAUGAAUACUGCCAUAAACUGUCUACAUUAAAUAUGAACACAGCCAUCCUGCUGAAGAUGUGUUGCUCUGAGGGCCUGUUCCAUUCCCUCUUGAACAGUGGUGGUGCUCCUCCUUACUCAAUGGCUGUUGACUCAAGACUUAAUUAUUUGAGUUUCUGCUUUGGGAUUUAAAGCCAAUAUUAUUUUUUUAAAGCACAAACAUUAUAAAAAAUAAGUCCUGGUUUGCUUGGGUUUUUUUUCCCAAGUACUUCAGUUUUAAGAAUGAUUUAGUUUAUUUUAGAAAGGGAAGAUAAAUACUUUGCUGCACUCCUGCUUUGUGUGAGCACCUGUUGGCUUUCAGCCAUGACAGGGCAGUGUGUGCAGAUGUGUAUGUCUUCUGGAUAUCACAAGUGGUGCAUUAGACAAUUAGAUCUGAUAUUGGAUGUGUUACUGAUGGAUAGCAGGGGUGAAACUUGCUAUUUAAAGGAAAACUAAGUACUAGUGCAGUGGUUCUUAGGAUUUUGGGAUGUGGAGAUGUGAAGGCUUAGUGGAACUCCUUUUGGCUCAUGGGUUGCUCUUGUACCUUGAUGGAAAACUGCAAAGGGCAGAGUUUGUGUCAGUGCAAAACCAAGGAUACAGCUCCACAGAAAUAUCUUGUUAGCAGUCUGGGAUUUUGCUCAGUACCCACUGUUGAAGAGGGGUGCUGCCUGGCUCCUGCUGGAGGUGGUUGCAGCUUUUCUGUAGCUUACAGUGAAAGCCAGAUCAAGGUCCAAGGACUCUGGAAACUGUGAUCCCAGUCUGCUCCUUGGUUUGGUUCUAAAUUUUUUUUUCUUUUUGCCUCAGAUAAAAUUUGAGAAUGUUAAUACUUACUAGAAGUGUGGCUGUUGUGCUGUUAAUCCUGAAGUUGGUCAUCAUGACUUCAGCAUAUCUGAAGGGAUGAGAAUGGGAUGCUAACAGUGCAUUUAAUUACCACAUGCAACAAGCAAUAAAACCAUAGUAAUAAAAAGUUGGUGGUGAAAGUUGCAUCUAUCCUUACAGCUUUUAGCCUGGGAGAACUGGAAUUGUGGAAGAGAGGCCACAGUCUCCAUGCUUUGCCAUCUUCCAUCUCAUCCCUCCAGAAGAAGGCAGCCUAUCUGUGCCCCUGCCAUACUCCACCACAUUGUCCCCCACCUGUGCCUGCACGUUUUGGCAGGCAAAGGCUGACAGCUCAGUUGAAGAGCAUCCCUCUUGGCAGUGGGAGAAGAGCUGCCCUUUCUUCCAUGUCCAUACCUAGCAUUCAGUUUGGGUUGGCUUGCCACCUCAGCUAGAGACCGUGGUGUAUAUAGUAUAAAUGGAGUAUAAUUAAAAGUUAUUUUGAUUGAUUGGUUUUGGGUUUGUUGGUUUUUUUUUUUAGUGAUAUAUGUAAAAUGUUCAUGCCAAUGGUUGACUCAGAUAUAUAUUAGCAAGAAAAGUAUUAAUGAACCACAUUCAAUUCUCUUAAGUACAGUGAAGAAGUGUAUGAGACUUGUGUGCAAGGGAGGCUGCUUGAUCACAUCAGAUGUGAACACUGUACAAACCUAUACUGGCCUUUCAGAUUCUGAUACUACACUACUGCUUCUGCAGAAGUCACAUCAAAUGUUUUAAAAUCAGCUGUCAAACGGAAGUUGUAUGGUUUGCAACUUUUCAUCAACCUGAAAAGUACAAGCUUUGGUUAAAGCAGUUUACACUGAUACAUGUUAAUAAUGGUGUAGUCAAAAUAUUUAUUGAAAGAAAAGGUAAAAUAUUUUAAAUGUUGCACCUGCCAUUAUAUUUUAAAGCACAUUCUUCACACCUAACUGCCAGUGCCAUUACCAAGUCUGUUUUAUAAAUGUACAUUUCUUCAAACUAAAAAGUGCAUAAUUGAAAGUAUUAUGUUACUGCCAUAUAGUGAUAUAAAACAUUUUAUAAUUACCAAUUCAUUUUUAACUAUUAUUUAUUUAAAAGUUAAUUGUAAGAAUGCUUUCUGAUCAAAUGAAACACAGAGUUGUUUUUAAACUGUUCCUGUUAGCUCGUUUCUAAUGUAGCAUAAGCAACGUCCUUGGGUUUGUUUAGAAUAAUUUUGCCAGUAGGUGACCAGCUCUAACCCUUUUUCCUCCAGUUUAAUCCUCUACCCCUUUUAAAGACGAUUUACAGAAAUUUAGUUUUUUGUAUGCUAAUCUGUUAAUUAAAAAUGUUUAUAAAGUUUAUUUUUACCAAAGAGAUGCAAUUCAUUAUGACAAAAUAUUGCAGAAUAAACUUUGUUUUAUAACAUUUGUGAUUUUUCUGCCCACAUUUUUCAUUCAGAUGAUCAAAGGGGCUUUUCUAAAAUAAACAGCAUUGCAAACAGAAA